AUGGAUCCAAAUAAUGGUACUUAUACAAAUUUGACAGAUAGAAAUCAUCAUCACCAUCAUCAUCAUCAUAAUCACGCCGAUUCAUAUGAAUUUGGUGAUUCAACAUCACCAUUUAAUUUUGAAGAAAACUAUGCAAAUACGAACGAAACUAAUAUUAACAGUGAAAAUUUAACGAAUGAUAAUAAUAAUGGUACCAAAAAACGUAAGUCAGCUCGUUCGUCAAGACAUUCAUCGAAAGAAAACAGUGAUGAAAGUCAUGGUGGUAUAAAUCAGCUGGGAGGAUUGUUUGUUAAUGGGAGACCACUGCCCGAUGUUGUUCGACAACAAAUUGUCAAUUUAGCCCAACAAGGAAUAAGACCAUGUGAUAUAUCGAGACAAUUAAAGGUCUCACAUGGUUGUGUUAGCAAGAUACUUGGCAGAUUUCAACAAACUGGUUCAAUUCGUCCUGGUGUCAUUGGUGGUUCAAAACCUAAAGUAGCAACACCAAAAGUAAUCGAUGCUAUUACUCAAUAUAAAAAAAAUCAACCAACCAUGUUUGCAUGGGAAAUUAAAGAAAAACUUGUAACAGAAAGAAUAUGUGAUACAAAAACAGUUCCAAGUGUUAGUUCAAUAAACAGAUGCAUUUACAGGAUUGUGAGAACAAAAGCAGAUAAACAAAAAAAUGGUAGUCAACAAACAUCACAUCAAGAACAUAAUACUAAUAGCAAUAGUAAUCAAGGAAAUUAUCUUUCGAAUACAUCAUCAAACAGUUCAACAAGUAGUUUUCAUCAAGAAGAUCUUCAGCAACAACAAACAACGGUAGCACAAAUGGUGGCACUUAAUCAACGUUCUCAACAAAUUCAACGACAACCGACACAAGUGACAAUUGAUAUUGGUGGAACGACGUGGACAACAAUUGAAAAUACAUAUCAGAAGGAUGCAAAUGAUAAUAUUCUAAUUGCUAUAACGCAGGAUAAAGUCGAAAUCCUUGAACAUUUUUUCCAUGAAAAUCCAUUUGCUGAGUAUACACAAAUGGAUGAAAUACAGCAGCGUACACAAUUAGACGAACAAAUUAUUAAGCAUUAUUUUGACAGUGCUCGUUUGAAUUGGCAAAAUGGUGCACCUAUUCACUCUUAUUAUCAUCAGCCUCCAGAGUCACCGUACAUGAAUAAUGUACCAACGAAUCAAGGCGUUCAUUCUCAUCAAUGUUUAGCUGACCGUCUUGGAGUUGGAAUUGUACCACCAUUGAGUCCAAGCUCGCAAAUAACAUUUCAGCAAUUAUCGAUUUUGCAACCAGCUAGUCCAAACCAUUCAAAUAUUACAGAUAUAGAUGCGGAUGAAACAAAUGUGGAUGGUGAAAGUGUUAUUGUACAACAGCAACAACAACAAUCGAACAAUUCUCAAAAUUCACUAUCAUCAGCUAUUACAGUAUCAACAGCCGAUUUUCAAACAUUUUUUAAUCCAACCAUUGUCGAUUAUGAAACGUUAACACAACCAACAAAUGGUGUUACCUAUGCGGAUUUAACACCGGUGAUCACUUGUACACCGUUACCAUCAUUUGAAACAUUGAAUAGAUCUGAAUGUUAUUUCUACAGCCAACCGCCACCUGAUGUAUGGCGUUUUGCUAAUGACGAUAGUGGUUCUUAA
This is a messenger RNA of Didymodactylos carnosus, 1626 nucleotides long. Lineage: Eukaryota; Metazoa; Rotifera; Eurotatoria; Philodinida; Philodinidae. The record is from the annotation of a GenBank genome assembly.